Molecule: messenger RNA, 258 nt
Organism: Protopolystoma xenopodis
Lineage: Eukaryota; Metazoa; Platyhelminthes; Monogenea; Polystomatidea; Polystomatidae
Source: the annotation of a GenBank genome assembly
AUGACCGCUCGAAGCGGAGAACACUGGCCACUAGUCUUGGACUAUAGAUCUGAGGCCACUGUUGGCACACUUCUUCUCAUCACUCGUCAGCUUCAUCCCAAGCCACCAGAGACCGCAUCUUACUCCAACUCACCUCGACCCAUCUUUUCCCUACCGCGCUGCAUAACAUCGCGCCUCACUUUGCUUCAUUUCUCCCCAGCUCACUUCGCAUCACCUUGGCUCACCGUCAUUCUCCCAACUCACAUGUCCAGAGGAUAA